ACGUAAAACGAAAAUAGACUGGCUUGUUCGGUAAAAUAACGUUUAAUCAUUGCAAAAGCUUAAGAAGGAGGACCAACCGUCACCAGUAACGAUGGCGGCUUCGAGUCUACUGGAUAGAUACUCCACCGAACUCCAUAACGAGCAAGUACAUAAAUUGGACCAGUACCUGCACCAGCUUCAUCUGUCUGAUAUAACCGUGAUGGAUAUAUCCAUGAGAUUUCGCCGAGAAAUGGACAAAGGCCUUUGCAGAGACACCAACCCCACAGCUGCUGUCAAGAUGCUGCCAACGUAUGUGCUCUCUACACCUGAUGGAUCAGAACAAGGAGAUUUCCUGGCCCUUGACCUUGGUGGAUCCACCUUCCGGGUGCUUCUGGUUACAGUUAUGGCGAAUGGCGAGCAAAAGGUGGACAUGGAAAAUCAAAUCUAUGCUAUUCCUGAGUACCUCAUGAGAGGCAACGGAUCUGAGUUAUUUGAUCACAUUGCUGAAUGUUUGGCUAGUUUCAUGGAGAAGUUAGGAAUCAAGGAUAAAAGGCUUCCUUUGGGCUUUACCUUCUCUUUUCCCUGCCAACAGAGCAAGCUGGAUGAGAGUGUAUUGAUUUCUUGGACAAAAGCAUUCAAGGCAGGUGGAGUAGAAGGAAACAAUGUUGUCAGCCUCCUGCAGAGAUCCAUCAAAAAACGAGGGGACAUCAAUGUUGACAUUAUGGCAGUCAUCAAUGACACAGUUGGAGCUAUGAUGACCUGUGGCUAUGAUGAUCAUCGUUGUGAAAUUGGCCUCAUUGUGGGAACGGGGACAAACGCCUGUUACAUGGAGCAGAUGAGGAACAUUGACGUGCUGGAUGGGGAUGAGGGGCAGAUGUGUAUCAAUACAGAGUGGGGUGCUUUUGGAGAUGACGGUGCCUUGGAAGACCUGCGCACAGAUUUUGACAGAGAAAUCGAUGCUGGCUCUCUCAACCCUGGCAAACAGCUUUUUGAGAAGAUGAUCAGUGGAAUGUACAUGGGAGAACUGGUCCGUCUCAUUCUCGUGAAAAUGGCCAAAGACCAGCUUCUGUUCAAUGGCAAGGCUACACCUCAGCUCAAUACUACUGGGAAGUUCACCACCAAGUGCAUCUAUUCCAUAGAGAGUGACAACAUAGAGGAAGGUCUAAAGAGUGCUCAAAGUGUGCUUCAGGCACUUGGCCUGGACCCAACUUUGGAGGACUGCAUCGCCACUCUGCGAGUAUGUCAGAUUGUUUCAACACGGGCUGCACAUUUGUGUGCUGCCACUCUUGUGGCAGUACUCCGGCAGAUCAGAGACAAUAAAGCAGCUGAGAAGCUGCGCACCACGAUCGGAGUGGAUGGCUCUGUCUACAAAAAUCAUCCUGAGUUUCCAAGGAGGCUCCACAAGAUGGUAAAACGGCUUGUGCCUGACUGCGAAGUGCGUUUUUUGAGGUCUGAGGUUGGCAGUGGGAAAGGUGCUGCUAUGGUCACAGCCGUCGCCUUACGCCUCGCUGCUCAGAAUGCUGACCGUCAACGCAUCCUUAACACUCUGCGUUUGAAUCGGGAGCAGCUGCUGAGAGUGAAAACACUCGUAGGUGAAGGUAUGCUGCGAGGCCUGUCAAAGCAAGAACAUGACCAGGCCAGCAUCAGGAUGCUUCCAACAUUUGUCGGGUCCAUUCCAGAUGGAACAGAACAUGGGGAUUUCUUGGUUUUGGACCUUGGAGGCUCAAGUUUUAGAGUGUUGCUUGUGCAUGUGCGAAGCGGCAAAAGACACAACGUUGACAUGCACCAGAAGGUCUACAAUAUCCCACAGGAGACAAUGCAAGGCACAGGAGAAGAGCUUUUCACCCACAUUGUGGAGUGCAUGGCCAACUUUCUGGAAAAUAGGGGCAUGAGUGGAGCAUCCUUACCUUUGGGAUUUACAUUCUCUUUCCCCUUUCACCAAAGCAAAUUGGAUCAGGGCAUUCUUCUAAAGUGGACGAAAGGCUUCAAAGCUAGUGGAUGUGAGGGACAAGAUGUCGUUAAAUUACUCAAGGAUGCUGUGCAACGCCAACAGGAAUUCAACUUAACUUUUGUGGCUGUAGUUAAUGACACAGUAGGAACCAUGAUGACCUGUGGUUAUGAGGACCCCAAGUGUGAGGUGGGACUCAUUGUUGGCACAGGGACCAAUGUCUGCUACAUGGAAGAGAUGCGGAACAUAGAAGUGGUUGAUGGUGAUGAUGGCCAGAUGUGUGUCAAUAUGGAAUGGGGGGCAUUCGGUGAAAAUGGCGAAAUGGACGACUUCAUCACGCAGUUUGAUUGUGUCGUUGAUGCGUCCUCGAAUCAUCCUGGAAAACAGAGGUACGAGAAGAUGAUUAGUGGAAUGUACCUUGGUGAGAUCGUGAGACACGUGCUAAUGGAAUUCACUGCCAAGGGUUUGCUGUUCAGAGGCAAACUGUCUGAGCAACUCAAGACCCGGGGCAUAUUUGCGACAAGAUUUUUGUCACAAAUUGAAAGUGACCGUCUGGCAAUGAGGCAGGUCCGUUGCAUCCUGCAGCACCUUGGUCUUGUCACGUCCACGUAUGAUGACAGCGUCCUCGUUAAGGAGGUUUGUAGCGUGGUGUCCCGGCGCGCUGCACAGCUCUGCGGCGCUGGUUUGGCCGCUGUUGUUGAUAAGAUAAGAGAGAACCGCAACAUGCAGCAGCUUACUAUUACAGUUGGAGUGGACGGCACCCUUUAUAAGAUGCACCCUCAUUUCUCCAGGAUCAUGCAAGAGACGUUGCAAGAUUUGGCACCACAGUGCAACGUGACUUUCCAUAAGUCAGAGGAUGGGAGUGGCAAAGGAGCAGCACUGAUCACAGCAGUGGCCUGCAAAAUGAACAGCAGCGGGCAGAACUACAGCGGUUAAAAAGCUCAGCAUUGACGUGCUGUGAGAUUCACGUCAGGUCUGAGGGGGACUUGCACUACUGAAAGAAUGAAGAUACAGUUCAAAUAAAAGACAGCAGAUCUCCAUCAAAGAAAAUGUAUGAAAGUGACCUGAAAUCCAAAUGUUUUGUGUUGAAGGUAGGAAAAAAUAGUUUCAACCUGCAGUUCAUCCACAAUUCAACCAAAAAAAGACAAUACUGUACAAGUGGCACUGACUGUUAAAUGCUGCCAAAUUAGAGCUACUGUUAGAUAAUACAUGAUGCUAUGUUAUUCCUAUAUACUACAUAGUACCAGCACCAUAUUACACAUGUGUUUUUCUUUGUGUUGUAAAGUUAGGAAACAAAGCUUUUGCAGGUUGAUUUACUGCGUAUGUACUUAUGACGUUAAAAAGGGUGAAAUAAAAGCAAAGCAGAGUUGUUUUCCUCCCAUGAGCUGACAAGAUACUGCACCGUUUAAUCAUGUAAUAAUAGGUCAUUAUUGUAUGUACAGUUGUGCUCAUAAGUUGGGAGAAUUUAUGAUUUCUUGGCCAUUCUUCAGAGAAUAUGA
Messenger RNA from Nerophis lumbriciformis (worm pipefish), 3426 nucleotides. Its product is annotated as hexokinase-2-like. Gene Ontology annotation, biological process: glucose 6-phosphate metabolic process; intracellular glucose homeostasis; carbohydrate phosphorylation. Gene Ontology annotation, cellular component: mitochondrion; cytosol. The record is from RefSeq and is a predicted model, not a curated record. Gene Ontology annotation, molecular function: fructokinase activity; D-glucose binding; ATP binding. Lineage: Eukaryota; Metazoa; Chordata; Actinopteri; Syngnathiformes; Syngnathidae.